AUGUUGGAAAAUAAGGAGUUAUUUUUAAUAAUUACAUUUAUUGUUUAUGCAUUCCAAGGAUUAUUAAUUAUUAUUUGCAAUGGUGUGGUUGAAUUAGCAUUAAUUAAACAUCGACAUCUCAGACGCCAAUAUAUCAUUUUAUUUGCGCAG
Loa loa (African eye worm) is the source of this 150-nucleotide messenger RNA. RefSeq lists its product as hypothetical. The transcript has a single exon. Lineage: Eukaryota; Metazoa; Nematoda; Chromadorea; Rhabditida; Onchocercidae. The record is from RefSeq and is a predicted model, not a curated record. The annotation marks the transcript as partial.